This is a messenger RNA of Paramecium octaurelia, 2442 nucleotides long. The record is from the annotation of a GenBank genome assembly. NCBI's taxonomy places the organism in Eukaryota, Ciliophora, Oligohymenophorea, Peniculida, Parameciidae.
AUGAUUUCUAGAAAAGCUACUUAAUAAUCCCAAUAAAAUGGUGGUGAUGAGAAGGAUAAAAGAAUACUGAAUAAGUAAUCUUCUUUUUUUAAAUCCUUUACAUCUUCAAAGAAAGGAGGCAAAGAUGGUGAGGGUAGUCAAUAUUUUAUUUAGAAUAGAGUUUCAAUUUUUCAUUCGUACUUAGGAUUGUGCAUUUCAUACAACACUGUACAUGCUUGUCAAUUUUUAAAAAGCAGACGAAGAUUCUAAAAAAAGGAGCUUUUCAUUAUUAAGUAAUUCUAAGCCAAUUAUGAAUAUGGAAUCAUACACAGACCUAAGUGAACUGAGACCGUACUUAUGUGUGUAUUUAAUUUAGAGAGCUCAUAUAUUUUUUUACCGUUAUUUCCGUGAGGGAUUUACAUGAUUUUUAUGUUGACUUUUAUGCAUCCUUUGAUACGAAUAGAAAUUUCAGUUUGGAGAAGAAGGAGCUUUAAAAAAUGUUAUCUACAAUGUUGGAACUUAUUGGCCAUAGGAAAUUUAAGGUUUUUAGUGAUCGGGCUUUGAUAGAAGGGGAAGCUUUUGAUGGGAUAUUAACUUAAAAAUUGUUGGACGACAUAGGGGAAAAUUUUAUGUUGCCAAAUGAAUAAAAUAAGGUCGAUUACUUAUUGAUAUUUCCAUACAUUUUAAGUUUCUAUUUGGAAUAUACAUAUCAGGAUAUCAAGAAUAAACAAAAACGACUGGAUAUCAUCAAGGGAACUGAGAUCAUCAGAGGGAAAGAAGUAGAAAUUAAAAAUAUUACAAGUCUUAUUUCAAUUUUAAAAGAGAUGGGAAUUGAUUAUUUAAAAGAGAAAAAUACUUAUAAAAUUUCCUUUAGAGAUGUUGAAAAUAUUUUAUUAAAAUUUAAGAAUAUUUAAUAAUGGAUUACUUUUGAAGUGAUCUAGUAGAUUUUGUAAUCAUUAAGUAAGGUCAUGUAAGUGGAUGAAAAAACACAAGAAGAAACAAGGAAAUUAAAGAUUCACAAAAUUAUUGAUUUUGUAGCAUUAAAAUUAUGUAUUCAUUAGAGUUGUCUUAGAAUCAAAAAAGCAAAGAAGAAUCCUAAUUAAUCUAUGUUUCUAGAAGUAAAGUUUAUUAUUAAAAAUAGGUAUUAGUGUUAUGGAAUUGUGCUUAGUUUGCUAAAUAUGCAGAAAAAUAAUUUUUGACUUUGAAAUUUUCUAGAUUUCUUAAUGAACAAUAUUUAGAGAAAGAAUCAUUCGCCAGAUAGGAUAUGUAGAAGUGUUUGGAAAAAUUUUUCAAAAAAUCCUAUUAGUUAAUGCCUAAAAAGUAAAUAUAUGAAAUCAUUCAAUGUCAUCAUCUUUUUGCAGAUAAAAAUAUCGUCAAGAAUAAUUCUAUUGAACGAGAAGACUUUAAAAACUCACUUCAUACUAUGAUCUGUGCUGAUGGUUACAAUAAGUUAAAAUAAUAUGUCAAGAUCAUCUUUGAUGGCAUUACCAAGCAUACAAAUACAACAACAUAAUAUUAAAAUUAUGGUAAAGACUUAGAUGCUGAGAGUAAUUAAGGUGGAAUAUCAUCUUAAAGGUAGUUAGGAGAGAGAUAAAAUACAUCAUAAAUACACAUAUCAUAAUAAUAAUAAUAAUAAAAAAAGGAAAAAGCAAAAGAAGUGAGUAGUAGUGAUUCAAGUAGUAAUGAGGAAUAAGUUAUAACAGCAAAGCCUAGUCAGAAAUUUAAGACAGCAGUCAAAGCCAUUUAAUCAGGAAAUUUAAUAAUGAGAGAAAAAAAUGAAAGCAAAGAUAUAUUAAAAGCUUGUUUAAUGAUGGAUAGCUUUCUUAAGCGUUAAACUUAAAGAAUAAAGAACUAUGUUAAAGUAUCCAAAUCUGUAAACAUAUCUGUAGUGAAAUCUGAUUUAAAGCAGUUAGAUAAAUCAUUAAUGGAAAUGGAUGAACAAAAAGAUCUAUUUGAUCCAUCCGAAAUGUUGAAUAGAAAAAGAUAAGAACAGAAAAUUAAAGAAACACAUAAUAUCAAAAAAGAAAAAGAAACUAAAAUUUGGGAGAAAAGCAAUUUGCCUUCGGAAAAGAAAUCAGAAGAAGACAUAGAGGGAGUUAGUACUUAGGUUGAAUAACCUAUAGAAAAUACGAAUGAACUCAAAUUCCCAGAUUCUAAAGAAAAGAGAAAAUUAAAUCGGUUUGAAGUAGCUAAUGAAUUGCAAAUGGUUUUAGGAAAAUCAAAUAGCGAUUUUGGCCCGACAAAUUUUAAACAAGCCAUCAGAUUAUAAUCAGCUAAUCAAAUUGUGUAGCCUGUAAAAUUAUCUAAACAACAUGAUGUAACCAAUAUCAUAUUAUGUAUUAGGAACAAGAUCAUUUAGUAAUAAUAGAUGAAAGUGUUUUAGAGAAUUUAAUUAGACGUAAUUAAUAAUAAGAAAGAGUAAGGAAAUCGACUAGGGAUGACUGUCAAUGUUUAAUUUAUUGA